This is a messenger RNA of Heterocephalus glaber (naked mole-rat), 2543 nucleotides long. It is a transcript of the gene C1ql2, whose product is annotated as complement C1q like 2. Gene Ontology annotation, molecular function: protein binding. NCBI's taxonomy places the organism in Eukaryota, Metazoa, Chordata, Mammalia, Rodentia, Bathyergidae. The record is from RefSeq and is a predicted model, not a curated record.
GAGGCGAAUCGAUUUUUGUAGUGAGGCUUUGGGCUUUUCAGAGUCCUCCCAAGAGUUGGUGGGGGUGUUCUGCGGAGGCCUACGCAACAGUUUGAAACCUCAGUCUAUGAAAGACCGUCCAGGAAGUAGAGUUACUCAGUUUGAAGUAACUCCGGGAGCACUUCACAAGGUCCUUCCCUCCUGGAGACUGCGGGACUUGGUGUGUUCAGGUCUGGUCCUGUUUAGGAAGCCGGAUAGAUUAGGUGAAACCCAUCAGGGGACGUUGCUGGCACCGGAUUCUGAGUACCUUCGUGGCCUUGUGGGGUGCUUGUGCGCGCGGGGCCACUGCGCGCGUGGGUGCCCGUGCUUGCGGGGGCGCUGGGAGGCGCGUGAGUGUGGCCGCCGGUGGGUGUGUCUGUGGCGCCCGGGCUGGGGCUGCGCCCGCUGCGCCCGCUUGUGGCUCCCUGGAGUCGUCAGGAGGAACAUCGCCUUUGCCGCCUCUCCCGAGGACGCAGCGGGAUAGGAGGACAGGAGGCUGAUGACAUGAGGGCGCCGUCUCCCGAGUGAUGGCAGCGAGCACUGCCUCGCCGCCUCCGCCGCUCAGCCCCGGACUCCUUACGUCAGGGUAGCUGGGUCCCCCCUCCGCGCGGGAGCCAGCGAGCGGCGGGAGAGCUGAGCAGAGCGCUCCGCAGAGCCGGGCGCCUCACGGUGCGCGGAGCCCUGCGAGCCGAGCCAGGAGGAGGCAGAGCCGCGGCGCCGGGCGCCCCACGCCUACCCGGUGCUCCUGGCCACCGCCGCCCGGACCCGUGGGGCACCGGGCUCGUCCUGUGCGCCCCUCGCCAUGCUGGCCGAGGUCCGCAGCUUUCCGGAGAAGCCCCAGCGAGGUGGGCACCGGAGCCCAGGCCGGGGCGCGUCUCGCUGAAGUAGUUGGGUGGCCGGGGCAGGGGGUCGCCACGUCGGGGCUUCGGCCGGGACCCGCGGAGUUGGCCCCCGAGCGCGGGGAGCGGGGCCACCCGCGCCGCCCCACCAUUACCUCCCCAGGAGGCAAGGAGGAGCUGGUGGCGGUCGCCUCCCGGCUGUGGCAGCGGCGGCGGCGCGCCUGCUUGGCGGCCGUCGGCGUGCUCCUGGCCAUGGCGCUCGGGCUGCUCAUCGCCCUGCCGCUGCUGCUGCAGGCGGCGCCUCCAGGCGCGGCGCACUACGAGAUGAUGGGCACCUGCCGCAUGAUCUGCGACCCGUACAACGCCGCACCCGGCGCGGGCCCCGCGGGCGCCAAGGCCCCGCCGCCGGGACCCAGCACCGCAGCCUUGGAAGUCAUGCAGGACCUCAGCGCCAACCCUCCGCCUCCCUUCAUCCAGGGACCCAAGGGCGACCAGGGGCGACCUGGCAAACCAGGGCCUCGGGGGCCCCCUGGAGAGCCGGGGCCACCUGGACCCAGGGGCCCCCCGGGGGAAAAGGGCGACUCGGGACGGCCGGGGCUGCCUGGGCUGCAGCUGACAACGGGCGCGGCCGGAGUCGGAGUGAUGGGCGGCGGAACCGGGGCCGGUGGCGACUCGGAGGGCGAAGUGACCAGCGCGCUGAGCGCCGCCUUCAGCGGCCCCAAGAUAGCCUUCUACGUGGGACUGAAGAGCCCUCACGAAGGCUACGAGGUGCUCAAGUUCGACGACGUGGUCACCAAUCUCGGCAAUCAUUACGAUCCCACCACGGGCAAGUUCAGCUGCCAGGUGCGCGGCAUCUACUUCUUCACCUACCACAUCCUCAUGCGCGGCGGCGACGGCACCAGCAUGUGGGCAGACCUCUGCAAGAAUGGGCAGGUACGGGCCAGCGCCAUCGCACAGGACGCCGACCAGAACUACGACUACGCGAGUAAUAGCGUGGUGCUGCACCUAGAUUCCGGGGACGAGGUGUACGUGAAGCUGGAUGGCGGGAAGGCGCACGGAGGCAAUAACAACAAGUACAGCACGUUCUCGGGCUUUCUUCUGUACCCGGAUUAGGGGCGCAGAGGACGCAAGGUGGGGUGGCUUCAGGCUGCUCCUUUCCCUCUGGGGCAGGGCUCUUUGGCGAGGCCACUCUUUGCUUCAUGACACUCCCUGACAUCUCCGUUGGAAAAGACACAUUCCUGCUGUUCCCCAUGCCCCGCCCAGGCCUCAAUGUGUUUGCAUCUAACCAAGCUGCCUUGUCCCUGUGCCAGGCCUGGGGAGGGAGCGGGUAUGCCCACGUGGCGAGCUGAGCGUGAACCCCAGCCCUCUGGGCAGCCCUAGUGGGCAGACUUUGCAAACCUGAUUGGACUGGACAGGCUCUGCAGGCGCCUACUCUCUUCCAGGUCCCCUCCUCCUCCUCUCCUCCUCCUGCUCCCCCCCCCCCCCAGUAUCCCAGGCCAAGGGGACCAGGCUCCAGCUCCCUGGGGCACCCUUGUUUGUGACCCUAAAUAUUUGUGCAGAUUUUCCUGUCCAUCAGCCAAGAAUCCCACCCACAGCAGAAUUCCAGCAAAGGGAAAAUUCAUCUUUCCACACUGCACUCCCUCCUGACUCAGACUCACAGCAAUGCAUUAAAUUAUGUUUUUAGAC